This is a messenger RNA of Eimeria mitis, 522 nucleotides long. RefSeq lists its product as uncharacterized. Bases 1 to 522 code for a protein of 173 amino acids. The transcript is spliced from 3 exons. The record is from RefSeq and is a predicted model, not a curated record. Gene Ontology annotation, molecular function: acetyl-CoA carboxylase activity. Lineage: Eukaryota; Apicomplexa; Conoidasida; Eucoccidiorida; Eimeriidae.
AUGUUUAAUGAGGUGUUGAAAUUCGGCUCCAUGAUCGUAGAUGCACUUCGGGUAUACAGGCACCCUGUAUUCGUUUAUAUCCCGCCCUAUGGAGAGCUGCGCGGAGGCUCUUGGGUGGUUAUUGACCCCACCAUCAACUCGUCACAGAUGGAGCUGUAUGCUGAUGAACUCGCCAGAGGAGGAGUCCUAGAGCCACCAGGCAUAUGUGAAAUUAAAUUCAAGGAAGCUGAAAGAAGAAAACUGAUGCACCAGAACGAUCAUACACUACAGCAGUGGCAACGAGAACUCGAAGCAGCCACCACACCUGAAGAGGCGGAGGAGAUAAAGGAGAAGAUAAAGAAGAGAGAGAACCUCCUUAUGCCGGUGUACACGCAGGUAGCGCACGUGUAUGCAGACCUCCAUGAUCGCGCGCCCCGCAUGGCAGCUCGUGGUGGGGUAAGAAGAAUUCUAAGUUGGCCCAAGGCCAGGGAAUUCUUCUACUGGAGAGUGCGGAGGCGACUCGCUGCAAACAGCGUUGUGUGA